This is a messenger RNA of Durusdinium trenchii, 432 nucleotides long. Lineage: Eukaryota; Dinophyceae; Suessiales; Symbiodiniaceae. The record is from the annotation of a GenBank genome assembly.
AUGAAGUUCAUGAAGUCACUCCUGGUGGCCACUCUGGCUGCGAGUGGCUUGGCCAUCACCACUCGCACGGAUUCCAUGACCAGCGGCAACCCCAUCCGGAAGGUGGUGUCAAUGAUGGAGAAGAUGGCCGAUAAGAUUGAGGAUGAAGCAAAGAAGGAGGCCGACCAGUACGACAAGUUCGAAUGCUACUGCAAGAAGACCAUAGCCGAGUUGGAGGAGAACAUCCGUCAAGCAGAGACGAACCCGGUGUCUCAGGCCGACAUCGAUAAGAAGAAAUCCGAGAUCGCUGGGUUGCAGCAAGAGUUGAAGACUUUGAAGGAGGACCGCAUCGCAGAGGAAGAGACUCUGAAGUCCGCGGAGAUGCAGCGCGGGAAGGCCGGAGGUUUUUCCAUCGUGGCCGAUGAGACGGACGCACUGGGGUUGGCAAGAUGA